UUUUUUUUCCACUUCUUCAAGUUAAGCCAGCAGAAAUCUUGUAGUAAACCCACGUCAACGAUAAUAAAUUAUGUUCUGUUUCAGUAAACGAUAGAGUAGAUAACGAAGAUAAAAAGAAGAUUGAGCCGAUAUGACAAUGUCUGUGUAUAGUACAGCCCAUUCCGUUAAAUACCAGACAGAAUAAGAGGAGUCUGCUCAUUUGUCUCCAUGUCUUAGCACUUGAGAACAUUUAUAAUUUGUAUUUCAAAUAGGAGAUAAGACUAUCUUAGUCAGUUUCGUUUGUGUCCAUUGGAAAAUUCGGUCUCUUGAGAGAAAACAAAACAUGGAUCAACGAAUCUUUCUUCUCUUCACCAUCAUUACCUUGUCAACUGCUGAAGUGCAAACAGGUUGUGUUUGGCCAGAGACAAUCCAAUCAGACGGCAACUGCUUUAAACACUUCACCACAAUCUUCCCAUGGCCAAGCGCUAAGGCCAAGUGUCAGUCCUAUGGCGGGGUCAUGGCCUCCAUCAGAACAACCAAUCAAAUGUCACAGGUGGCGCAAUCAUCGGCAGGAGUUUACGACUACAUCUGGAUUGGUGCAAGUAGCACGGACGACGUUUGGAGGUGGGUGGAGACAGGCCUGGGGGUCAAUGAACUGCCCAUCACCCAACAGACCGCUGGCCCUAAGACAAGCAGUGCAUGUGCCGUCAUGUCAACAAAAAAUCUGGCACUUUACGAGAUGGAGUGUUCGGAGAAAUUCACUUACUUAUGUAUGGAGAAAGGUGCUGACAGCUUAAAUGCAAUCAUUUCAACUACCGCAGCAAAUACAACUACGACAAGAACUACACCAACUAUCAUAACACCAUCAAUGACACCCAACUACCCAAUAACACCGCAGUCCAAAAGCUCAACAGUCAAAAACAUGACACCGUCUACUACACAAUCAACAACAUCACCCACCCAGUCAAUCUCUGGAACUACAACAUCACCCACCCAGUCAAUAUCUGGAACUACAACAUCACCCACCCAGUCAAUCUCUGGAACUACAACAUCACCCACCCAGUCAAUAUCUGGAACUACAACAUCACCCACCCAGUCAAUCUCUGGAACUACAACAUCACCCACCCAGUCAAUAUCUGGAACUACAACAUCACCCACUCAGUCAAUAUCUGGAACUGAAGCUAACACUUUAAAAACCGCUAUAGCAAAGUCACCUGAAGUCACCACAAUCCUAAAUGUGCUAUCUACACGCUUUACAGCAGCAUCAUAUACAUCCAUCCAAGCAACAACAUCCACAAAUGGAGCAGUCUGGUAUGAAUCAACACAGGCAGAAACAUCAACUGAUGAAUCAACACAGGCAGAAACAUCAACUGAGAACAACUUUUCCCCUCUGAUUCCGCAUGAUUUCACCCUUAUUACAUUUACUUUAAUUGGCUUUAUGCUUUAAUUGCUCGAGUUACUAAACACAAUAUUUAUCUUAAUUCUAACAACAUUUUAAUCAAUUCUAGUUGC
This is a messenger RNA of Physella acuta, 1491 nucleotides long. RefSeq lists its product as uncharacterized. NCBI's taxonomy places the organism in Eukaryota, Metazoa, Mollusca, Gastropoda, Physidae. The record is from RefSeq and is a predicted model, not a curated record.